This is a messenger RNA of Carya illinoinensis, 1090 nucleotides long. RefSeq names its product probable E3 ubiquitin-protein ligase RHA4A. The transcript has 3 exons. Bases 139 to 768 code for a protein of 209 amino acids. The record is from RefSeq and is a predicted model, not a curated record. Lineage: Eukaryota; Viridiplantae; Streptophyta; Magnoliopsida; Fagales; Juglandaceae.
UGAGCUUCCAAAUCCACCAGAAAUCUUUAGUACCUCUCUCUCUCUCUCUCAAGUGUGUGCGUAAAGAACACGGAGGAAGCUUUUUCUCCAUAAAUACAAUCAACAAAACCUUGAUAGCCCUCCUGUGUCUUGGACUCGAUGGGUUUUCCUCAAACUCCUGACCCACACCUUUCUCAGGCCGUUCAACUAAAACUUUAUCAGGCUUUCAUAUUCUCAAUUCCGAUCCUUUUUUCCAUUAUUCUCCUUCUGCUGUUUUACUUGUUCUACCUCAAGAGAAGGUCUUCCAGUCUCUCAUCUCCUCCACCAAUGCUUCCAACAAGUUCUAAUCCUGCUAGUUCUUUUGCCUCCCCUUGUCAAGUGGGUUUGAAGGGAAAUAUCAAGGAGAAGCUUUCACCAAUCUUAUUCGAGGAGGAAUUAAGGACUAGGGAAUCGCAAUGUUCUGUUUGCCUUGGAGAGUUCGAGAUCAAAGAAGAGUUGCUCCAAAUUCCACUAUGCAAGCAUGUGUUUCAUAUUGAAUGCAUCCAUCUCUGGCUGCACUCAAACUCAACUUGUCCACUUUGUAGAUGCUUGGUCAUCCCCACAAAACUUCACAAUCCUCCUGAUCCACCAAGUAUAUCGGAGCCCCUCCAGCAAGAUAGCACAACUUCUAACCACACCCCAUCGACUCAAUCAUCAGAACAGCAACAACAACAACAACAACAAGAAGACGGUGCUAUGUCAAACAUCCCUAAUUUAUCGAGAGAUCACAGUCUGAUAGCUAUUGAAUGAGGAUCAUCUAGCGUCUUGAUAGAUUCUGGCAGAUUACCUGACGUGACCAUUUGCAAGGAGAAUGGGAUAGUUCGUAAUCAAGAAUCGGUAUUGAUGUUUUGUUGCUUUUCCAACAUUUUUGAAGGCGGUUGAUGUUAGUGGUAGGAAGACAGAGUAAUGAUCGGAAUUGUUUGGGUAACCUCAUUAGAGGUUUGUGUAAUUUGCCUUUCCAUCUUAAGAGUUGAAAAAAGGCUGCCAGUGCCAUGUCACAGUUGUCUUGGACUCUUUUUGGUUGUAGGAACUUGAAUAAAUAAAAAAAGAUAGCAAAAUUAGAACAGGCAAA